GUUAUAAGCCAUAUAUAUGCGAAUUGUGUGGCAAAGGAUUUCAUCAGAAUGGCAACUAUAAAAAUCAUAAAUUGACACACAGCGGCGAAAAACGAUUUAAGUGCGAAAUUUGCAAUAAGGCUUUCCAUCAAACAUAUAAUUUAACCUUUCAUAUGCACACACAUCGGGAACAAAAACCGUUUGUCUGCUCAGUUUGUGCAAAAGGAUUCUGUCGAAAUUUUGAUCUCAAGAAACAUUUGAAAAAGUUGCAUAACGUUACUGUAUCAUCGGAACAAAUUCGUUCAUAGAU
Messenger RNA from Enterobius vermicularis (human pinworm), 289 nucleotides. NCBI's taxonomy places the organism in Eukaryota, Metazoa, Nematoda, Chromadorea, Rhabditida, Oxyuridae. The record is from the annotation of a GenBank genome assembly.